CAAUACAUCAGCAAUCCAGGGUGUAUCAGGGGAGAUUGUAGAAGAGAGUGCGGGGCGAAGGGGCGGAGAGGGUGUUUUCGUUUGGCUGUAACAUGAUACCAGUAACGGGAACACAGCUAUGGGACAGUAGACAUAUCGUUGAUUUCAUGCAUUUCGGCGGUAACGCUAUCUGGUUCAGUGCUAGGACGACUAUCAAAAAAGGAUGGGUGGCGCAGAACAAAUGAAUGAAGGCGAAUGAUUUUGGAAAAACUAGCAGCAGCAAUUGACAGAGAAGUUGCGCAGGCUACAUAGCCUAGGGCUAUCAGAAUAGCCUAGUAAACCGUUUUGCAUGGAGAUGCAUUCACGUCAACAGCAUCAUGAAGAAGGUGACAUAUGGUGUUUAUGUUUGUGUCGUGUCUACGUUCCUUCUUUGUCUAAGAUAACACAGUGACACGGCGUUCACAGCAAGAUUUGUAGACGCAUAAAAUAAUUUCAAAGAAUCACUUCAUCGCGGACCUCAGCUUGGAGGAUUGGCCUAUUUUUACGGUAGGGCGGGGGUGAAAAAUCCUGUAGUACGCUAGUUGAAGUUGACCCCUCAGAAUACCGGGAACAUUUUCAGUGGAAUGUAUUGCUCAUUUAACUCAAACAAAAUGAUGAAUUCGAUGGUCUUUGCUGAGGCUUUGCCAUCUUCGGGUGCCUCUGCCUUCCCAGUAGGAGCGCCAGCCUCUGGUGCUAGGGUGUCUAGUGCCCUACGGAACGAUUUGGGUUCCAACAUUCAUGCCUUGAAAACCCUUAACCUGCGAUUUCGAUGUUUCCUAGCUAAAGUUCAUGAAUUGGAGCGUAGAAACAAGUUGUUAGAAAAUCAACUACAGCAAGCUUUAGAGCAAUCCCGCUACAGAGCCUACUUUAGCCGAGAACAAGCCACCCAAACGGGCUAUUUGGACUUUUUUCUGGCUCGGCCACGGGUACCCGGUACGAUAUGGAGCUUUACCCACACAAGGAGGUUUGGGGACCGAAUCGAGACUAUCCACAGCCCCGGGGUGUCAUGGAUGCAGCCGGAUGGUGUUGGAAUUCAAGUCGACACCGUCACCCCUGAACUGCGAGCCCUUUACAAUGUGUUGGCUAAAGUCAAAAGAGAUAGAGAUGAGUACAGAAAAAAAUGGGAGGAGGAGCUGUCUAAGCGCCAGCAGAUGGAGGCCAUGGUGGAGACACUACAGGAGAGUGCCCAGGAGUCUGAAGUGGUUCAGGGGCAGCUCACUGAGAAGGUGGAGAGACUCAAGACAGAGCUGGUGGUCUUCAAGAGCCUCAUGACUGACAAUAAACACCCAACCAACUUUAAAUUGUGCGGACUGGUUCAACUUACUGAAAUGUCGGACUUGGACACUGCGAUCCAGAAGAAGGCCAUGAAGGUGGACAUGGACAUCUGCAGACGCAUUGACAUCACGGCCAAGCUUUGUGACGUGGCUCAGCAACGCAACUCAGAAGACAUGAGCAAGAUGUUCAACAUGAGCCCACACAUGAGCCCCUCCAGAGCACCCCCAGAGAGCAAAGGGGCUGCAUCUUGCAGGAGGAAAGAGCGUAAGGCUGUCUACGAGGAGAGGAGUCCUGAGAUUGAAAGUGAGUCUGGUGGUGGAGAGGAGGAUGAAGAGGAGGAGAAGGAGCAGGUCGUAGAGUCACUCAACAUCACAGACGAGAUGAAACGCAUGCUCAAUCAGUUAACUUGCUCAGAUGAUAAUUCCUUUGUCAGCAGGAGAGAGACGUUUGACUUUGAUGACGACUGUGACAGCCUAACUUGGGAGGAGAAUGAGGAGACACUGCUCCUCUGGGAGGACUUUGCCAACUACAACACCCCCUGUGCUGCAGCCAGUGCUGCUGCAGCAGAAGGACAGGGGGAGGGCCCUGGGCAGGCCUCUCAGGAUGGCAGUUUGGGCAGCCUGAUCGACGAGACCGAGAUGCUUUUCCAGAACCGAGAGAAGGAGUACCAGGAGACCAUGGGUCAAAUAGAGUAUGAGUUGGCUACAGCUAAGAGUGAUAUGAACCGUCACCUACAGGAGUACAUGGAGAUGUGUUCUAUGAAGAGAGGCCUGGAUGUUCAGAUGGAGACCUGCAGGAGACUCAUCAAGGGCUCAGGGGGCACCGGCAGGAACUCUCCAUCGUUCAGCUCGGUAGCGAGCAGCGACUCAGGGAACAGUGAUGAGAUCCAGGAGGAGCUGGAGAAGGACGGAGAGGCAGUAGGAGCUGACCCUUGACCCUCCGGCCCCUGGCUACCCCACCACCUGACCCGGGGAAGAUGAUGGAGGAAAUGCCUUUGUUCCUCAAUGCUGUGGUCCCCCUUUUCUUCAGCUGGUUUCCAGUUGAUCUAAGAGGAGCCCUGUGGAAACUAUUGGUGCUUCACCGGUUUACCCAUAUAGGGAUGAACUUGUAUUCCACAAUAAGGUGCAGUGUUGGUUCCUCCUCACUGAUCCUCAUUGGCCUACCACUGAUCAGAGCGGUCACUCCUACUAAACACAAGUAUCUCCACACACACUCAACUUACUGUACGCCUAUGGUCAUUUUACUGUGUAUUCACCCCAGUAUUCAUCCUAACCAUGUUAAGAUCAAGGAAACCGGACAUAUUCAGCCAUUAGUGAUCUAGCAAAGCAUUCAGUGGUCCGUAUGAUAUAUUUAAGCAAUAAGGCCCGAGGGGAUAUGGUGUUUGGCCAAUUUAUUGCAGUUAAGGGCUGUUCUUAUGCACGACACAACGUGGAGUUCCUGGAUACAGCCCUUAGCCGUGGUAUAUUGGCCAUAUACCACAAACCCCCGAGGUGCCUUAUUGCUAUUAUAAACUGGUGACCAACGUAAUUAGAAGAGUAAAAAUAAAUGUUUUGUCAUACCCGUGGUAUACGGGCUGAUAUACCACGACUUUCAGACAAUCAGCAUUCAGGGCUCGAACCACCCAGUUUAUAAUUCAAAAUAAGGGCUAGGUUCUAUCAGAUCCACGCUAGCCGACAUCUGCAUAGCAGUUGUUUUGGCGGUGCCUGAGGUGGAACUGCAUUAGAACUGUCAAAUCCACAAGCGGCUCCGAGCAUUAUACCUAAAGCAGACAUCGCCAUUAGCUGCAGAGAGUCGCAUGGACAGAAAUCCCAUGCAGCGUUGUUUACAAGUUGGAACGCUGAACCGUGAGAUGUAAUCUACACCUGGAUUAGGCUGAUAGAAAUCCUCAUUAUUCAGUUGAAUGAUUUUCAAUUUGAGCAUCAUUAUUUCUACAUCCAGUUGAAGUCAGAAGUUUA
Messenger RNA from Oncorhynchus tshawytscha (Chinook salmon), 3248 nucleotides. Its product is annotated as intermediate filament family orphan 2-like. The record is from RefSeq and is a predicted model, not a curated record. NCBI's taxonomy places the organism in Eukaryota, Metazoa, Chordata, Actinopteri, Salmoniformes, Salmonidae. Bases 603 to 2228 code for a protein of 541 amino acids. The transcript is spliced from 10 exons.